Molecule: messenger RNA, 969 nt
Organism: Penaeus vannamei (Pacific white shrimp)
Lineage: Eukaryota; Metazoa; Arthropoda; Malacostraca; Decapoda; Penaeidae
Product: serine/threonine-protein kinase B-raf
Biological process (GO): signal transduction; protein phosphorylation
Molecular function (GO): ATP binding; protein kinase activity
Source: RefSeq, a predicted model, not a curated record
AUGGCUGCCGAGCGAGUCAGGGAGGCUCGCAGGCGCGCCCAUCUGAAGGAGCGCCAGGCCGUGUCCCGCCGGCGCCAGCAGCGCCCGCUCGAUCCACCAUCCACCGUCGACGCCUCCCUCUGGGGAAGGGCUCCCCUCACUUCCGCCGCCCUGCGGGUCGAGAAAGCCCGCGAGGACGCUGCGAAGGAUGAGCGGGACGAGGUUCGCAUCCGCUCCGUGGCUCGUUCUCUGACGGAGAGCCAAGUGCGGAUCCUGGAGAAGGGCGAACACCUCGGGCGUGGGCGGUACGGCUCAACCACCCUGGUUCGCUGGCACGGGCAGGCUGCCGUGCUGAAGGAAGCGACCGUGCACAGCAAGUACGUGGACUUCAAGGACGAGUUCCUGACCCUGUGUCACCUUCUCGGUGAGGGGGGAGCCCCCCUGCCCCUGGGCCUGUGCAGGAGCCCAGUGGCCAUGGUGAUGUCCUAUGUGGGGAGCUGCACGCUCGCCAAAGCCCUUAAGCGUAGGACACUGAGCGAAGCGGAGCUCCUGGAGGUGGCGAUCUGUCUGUGUCGCCGCGUGGGGGAGAUCCAGGCCAAGGGCGUCGUCCACAAUGACCUCAAGGAGGACAACAUCAUGGUCGACGACGCCCAGAAGGUCUACCUCAUCGACUUCGGCCUCGCCACGCGGGAGGACGAGGUCGUCGGCUACAACGUGGCGAGCGGCGGGGCGCAGUGGCUGGCGCCGGAGAUCCGCCGGAGGGGACGCAGUUCCUUCGCGUCGGACGUGUACUCCGUCGGCCGCGUCCUGAAGCACGUCUACGACGCGAUGAGCAGCACCUCGGACAAGUUCAGCGCUGCCAUUGACGGCGCCACGAGCAGGGCGUCCGAGGAGCGGCCGACCGUCCGGGAACUCCUGGCGCUGCUGCGGGACCUGCGGGACAGUCCCGACUUCGAGCCGGAGCAGUUCGACAGUCCGAGCAUUUUUUGA